AUGUUUUCGAAUUUGUUAGCUUCAGAUGCUACUACACAACGAUCACAAAAUUCACGAACUGAGAAGAUGGAACAGGCAUUGCAAUGUUCAAAAGUUGAAAAAGAUGAUAAAUCAGCGUCAAUUUUGCGUAAAACACCAAAAAUGGUAAUUGAGCGACGUGUAGCAAAGCAUCAACAAAAAAGCAAUGUUCAAAAUGGUACAGAUCUACUAAAAAGUGAUCAGCUAUCAAAAGGUAUAUCUCAAGAUAAUGAAGUGUCGUGUGAAGUUUCAGAUGCUGAUACUACAGAUAUCAAGGGAAAUCUGUCUGCUGCUACACCAGAAAUUAGUCCUUCAAUAAUUUCUACAGUUAUUUCUGGCAAAACAACAGUGAAUGAAAUUAAUGAAAUUAUGGAAGAAAUUUUUUCAAGAAUACAAUGCAUAACGCUUACACGUGAACGCUUAGAUAGAAUUAAGAAUUAUUUUGCAAAAUCAAAAAUGUUUACAUUAUGUGAAUCGGAUGCAUUUGAAUGGAUAACUGAUAAUAUGCAAACAAUUUACAAAAAUCCAAUAAAUGCAUGCAAAAAAUUACGUAUUGCUAUUGGUAGUCGAAGUAUUUCAAUUGAUUUAGCUACAAAGGUUUUUCAUUUUUGA
This is a messenger RNA of Brugia malayi, 630 nucleotides long. RefSeq lists its product as uncharacterized. The coding region runs from base 1 to 630 and encodes 209 amino acids. The transcript is spliced from 8 exons. Lineage: Eukaryota; Metazoa; Nematoda; Chromadorea; Rhabditida; Onchocercidae. The record is from RefSeq and is a predicted model, not a curated record.